Messenger RNA from Malurus melanocephalus (red-backed fairy wren), 3086 nucleotides. RefSeq names its product solute carrier family 38 member 11 (gene SLC38A11). Gene Ontology annotation, biological process: amino acid transmembrane transport. NCBI's taxonomy places the organism in Eukaryota, Metazoa, Chordata, Aves, Passeriformes, Maluridae. The record is from RefSeq and is a predicted model, not a curated record. Bases 217 to 1551 code for a protein of 444 amino acids. Gene Ontology annotation, molecular function: amino acid transmembrane transporter activity. The transcript has 12 exons.
GAGCCGGGCCGGGCUGGGCGCACACCCGCCUUCCCCACACGGCGGAGGUGCGGCGGGCUGGGCUGGGCUGGGCGCACACCCGCCUUCCCCACACGGCGGAGGUGCCGCGGGGCCGCUCCGAGCCCGCCUGAGGGAGCCCGUGCCGGGCGCGCGGACCGGGCGCACCGGGCCCCCCCAGCCCAGCGACACGGGGCGCCCGCCCCGGGCCCGCCGGCCAUGGAGCCGCCGCCGGACACCGCUAGCCAGGUAGAAACAGAUGACCAAAUAGCCCUCCUUAAUAAACCUAGGAAUAAAGGAGGAAGCAGUGAUCUGGCAUCAGCUGGAUUUAACAUUAUUAAUUCAAUCAUAGGAUCAGGCAUUAUAGGAUUGCCAUAUUCGAUGAAGGAAGCUGGUUUUCCUCUAGGAGUACUGCUUUUGUGUGUGGUUGCCUAUAUCACAGAUUAUUCCAUUAUAUUACUGAUCAAAGGAGGAAAUCUGUCCAGUACYAAAACCUAUCAAGAGCUGGUCAAAAAAACAUAUGGUCUUGUAGGUUAUCUAAUUCUUUCCAUUCUUCAGUUUUUAUAUCCAUUUAUUGCUAUGAUCAGUUACAACAUAAUAACAGCAGACACUUUAACUAAAGUUUUUCAGAGAAUUCCUGGAGUUGGGCUGGAUAACGUGCUUACCGACCGUCACUUCAUACUUCUUCUUACCACCGUCAUCUUUACCUUACCUUUAUCUUUAUAUCGACACAUAGCAAAAUUGGGAAAGAUAUCCCUUCUUUCUCUGAUUCUAACCAUUGUCAUCCUGAUUAUCGUGAUGGUGAGAACAGUAACCUUCAGUCCACAAGUACCCCAAUCAGAAAAUGCAUGGGUAUUUGCAAAAUCAAAUGCAGUACAAGCCAUUGGGGUGAUGUCAUUUGCAUUCAUCUGCAAUCAUAACAGCUUUUUAAUAUAUGGGUCUCUGGAAGAACCCACAUUAAAGAACUGGUCACAAGUCACACAUAUGUCUGUCUCACUUGCUCUUAUCAUCAGUGUAGUGUUCGCUUCCUGUGGAUAUCUGACUUUUACAGGAUACACAGAAGGAGAUAUAUUUGAAAACUACUGUAGAGAUGACAACCUUGCUACAUUUGGAAGGUUUUGUUAUGGAGUUACUGUAAUUCUGACCUUCCCCCUUGAAUGUUUUGUGACCAGAGAGGUGAUUGCCAAUGUGUUUUUCCAUGGGAACCUCUCAACAGUUUUCCAUGUUGUUGUGACAGUAGUUAUCAUUGCUGUGGCAACUGGUGUGUCAUUAGUGUAUGAUUGCCUUGGAAUAGUUUUAGAGCUGAAUGGAGUUCUGAGUGCUACCCCACUUGUUUUUAUCAUCCCAUCAGCGUGUUAUCUAAGGCUGUCCAAGGAGCGAUGGAACCAUUCAGAUAACCUCAUAUCCUGCCUGAUUCUUGUGCUUGGUGUGCUAGUGAUGGCAGCUGGGUUUGUUAUGACUCUCUUGAGCCCCCAGGAAUGUAGCCAUGGAAAAGAAAUGUUCUACUGCUCCCCUAGUAAUGUUUCGUUCCACAACACUACGCUUCCACCAUAGGUAGCACAGCAGCCUCCAGACAGAGCAGGCAUAUCUCGUGGUGAGGCACACAUGCCAGUKUAAAGGAGAAUGAAACAAAGAGCUUUCAUGUUUGCAGAUGCACGAAGAAUUUGAUACUGUAUUACUCUAUUUACAUACUUGAUUUUAUGCUGCCAUCCUUUUUCAGGUAAGACUUAAGUUUUAGCUGUUGAAAUACAAAUCUCAGAGGUGCCUUUCAGCAGACAUUACUUGAAUAACUUKCAAGCCUACCAAAAAGGUUGUAUUUUUUAACUUAGUCUGCGAUGCUGUUUAAAAGCUAUAAAUUAAAUACUGUGGAAUGUAAACCUCUCCCACGUUUCAUUGAUUUAACUUAGUUUUUUAUUAAUUUAUAAUCUGAAAUGUGUAUUUAUUAAUACACUAUAGUAUGGGGUUUUUUGAAGUCCUGAGAAAAACUGUGUCGGGAUCUCUAUAUUACAAUUAUGCCACUGAAUUGAAAGAUGCUUGCUAAUUCUGUCACUGAUUUUGCAGUAACUGCCCUUUAGAGCUGAAACUUCCCUUUUACGGACUCUAAAGUCAAAGACAAUUUUUUAUUCCGAUAAUAACUGUAACUGAUACAAUUUCAUUGUAACUGCUACAAGAUGUGGUCUUGUAAUUGAAAAACAUAGUAGGAGUAAAUCCACAAAAGUGAGUUUUUAAAGAUUCAAGUAGGGAGUCUUUGUAAAAACUUUGAGAUUGACAGGGAAGGAAAUUACAUUGCAGCUCAAUUCUUACCUUUAUAAUAUUAUUUAUUAUUUCUGAAACUGAAUUGAAACUUUGCUAACAUUCUAAACCUGAUUAUCAUCCUAGUCCUUUGAUUCUUUUCAGUGUAUGACUAAUGAUUUUGUCAMAUUUUGGUGAUCUGUUGUGUUUUCCAAAAUUCGUUUAACAUAAAGGAUUCAUGUAUAUAUAUGUAUGCAUAUAUAUACGUAAGUUUAUAUAAAAAUAGRCUCACAGCUUAUAGAAUAUAAAUAAUUUGAGGUUGAGUAAUAUGAGUAUGCUCAGUCAUAUCAGUGCUGUAAUUUUGAUCUUUUUUAUCGAAUCAAAWUGUGUAUGUUUGUUAAUUUUUGCAUUAUUGUGCUCCUUGUGGGUCCUCGUGCCUAUUARAGGCAUAAUGCUAUUUCAUUUGUAUGCUACUUAAUGGUGACGGGUUUCUUCAUCUUGCAUGACAAAGCUAUUUCAUUCAAGACUUCUAGCUAAAGAGAUCUUUAAGCAAGGGUCACUAGAUGGUGAUAAAACUUUUAAGAAUAACACAUUUUUUAAAAGAAGAGCUUCCAAAAUAAAUGCUUUAAAUAUUAGUSKUGGCUUUUUUUGUUGUUUAUUUGUGGKUUUUUUUAAAUUGUAACGCAAUUAUAGAGAAGUGUAUUAUUUUGCUUUAAUCUCUCUAUUAGAGAGAGAUUAGAGAGAGAUACAGCUUAGAAGGUGAUGAUUUAUCUGUUCUCCAGGUACCUGAUACUGCUCACAGAGAAUAUUUCUCACCAGUUUAGAUUCAGCAAUAGCUGAUUUUGUCUUAGCUAUGG